CACUUGCCACUAUCUCAUCAGCUUUCGUAAAAUUUGGAACCUAGAGAGGAUAGUGGAGAAUGAAGGUGUUACAAUGAGAGAAGGUGCAGAUUGGGAUUGACAUGUGUUCAGUUCCCUUUUUGUCUUUCUUGAAAGUCUAACAGGAUUCUCUUUCCUCCCAGACUCCCAAACAGGUGAGGAAGAUGAAAGUCAGAAUUCUAUGGAGCCACAUGUGAAUUUGUGCGAAAGAACAAAGAAAUUGAUACAACAACAAACUCAAAAAGGAGAAAAACUAUUUGAAUUUACGGAAUGUGGAAAGAAUGUGAAAAGUGGAAAACUUAGACUACAUCAACGAACUCAUACGGGGGAGAAACGAUUUGAAUGUUUUGAAUGUGGAAAGAGUUUCAGCAAAAGUGGAACACUUAGAGUACACCAACGAACUCACACAGGGGAGAAACCAUUUAAAUGUAUUGAAUGUGGAAAGAGCUUCAGUGAUAAUGGAGCACUUAGAAUACAUCAACGAACUCAUACAGGGGAGAAACCAUUUAAAUGUAUUGAAUGUGGAAAGAGCUACAGUGAAAGUGGAGCACUUAGAAUACAUCAACGAACUCAUACGGGGGAGAAACUAUUUGAAUGUUUUGAAUGUGGAAAGAGCUUCAAUGAAAGUCGAACACUUAGAAGACACCAACGAACUCACACGGGGGAGAAACCAUUUAAAUGUACUGUAUGUGAAAAGAGCUUCAGUCGUAGUGGAACACUUAGAAGACAUCAACGAACUCACACAGGGGAGAAACCAUUUGAAUGUAUGGAGUGCGAUAGGAGCUUCAGUCAAAGUGGUGCACUUAGAAUACACCAACGAACUCACACGGGGGAGAAACCAUUUAAAUGUACUGUAUGUAGAAAGAGCUUCAUUGAAAGUGGAACACUUAGAAUACACCAACGAAUUCACACGGGAGAGAAACCAUUUAAAUGUAUUGAAUGUGGAAAAAGUUUCAGUCGUAGUGGAACACUUAGAAGACAUCAACGAACUCACACGGGAGAGAAACCAUUUGAAUGUUUUGAGUGUGCAAAGAGUUUCAGCAAAAGUGGAACUCUUAGAAUACACCAACGAACUCACACGGGAGAGAAACCAUUUAAAUGUAUUGAAUGUGGAAAGAGCUUCAGUGAUAGUGGAUCACUUAGAAUACAUCAACGAAUUCACACGGGAGAGAAACCAUUUGAAUGUUUUGAGUGUGGAAAGAGUUUCAGCAAAAGUGGAACUCUUAGAAUACACCAACAAACUCACACGGGGGAGAAACCAUUUAAAUGUAUUGAAUGUGGAAAGAGCUUCAAUACAUUGUUUCCAUUGUCUUCACACCAACGAACUCACACAGGGGAGAAACCAUUUAAAUGUAUUGAAUGUGGAAAGAGCUUCUGUCAAAGUGGAGCACUUAGAAGACACCAACAAACUCAUACAGGGGAGAAACUAUUUGACUGUACGGCAUGUGGAAAGAGCUUCAGUAAAAGUGUAGCACUUAGAAUCCACCAAAGAACUCACACAGGGGAGAAACCAUUUGAAUGUUUUGAGUGUGGAAAGAGCUUCAGUGAAAGUGGAGCACUUAGGAGACACCAACAAACUCACACAGGGGAGAAACCAUUUGAAUGUUUUGAGUGUGGAAAGAGCUUCAGUGUUAGUGGAUCACUUAGAAUACACCAAAGAAUUCACACAGGGGAGAAACCAUUUAAAUGUAUGGAGUGUAGUAAGAGCUUCUGUGAUAGUGGAAGUCUUAGAAUACACAAAAGAAUUCACACAGGGGAGAAACCAUUUGAAUGUUUUGAGUGUGGAAAGAGCUUCAGUCGAAAUGAUACACUUAGAAAACACCAACGAACUCAUACAGGGGAGAAACAAUUUAAAUGUAUUGAAUGUGGAAAGAGCUUCAGUCGAUAUGAACACCUUAAAAUACAUCAACGAACUCACACAGGUGAGAAACCAUUUAAAUGUGUUGAAUGUGGAAAGAGCUUCAGUGAAAGUGGAGACCUUAGAAAACACCAACGAACUCACACAGGGGAGAAACCAUUUAGAUGUAUUGAAUGUGGAAAGAGUUUUAGCAUAAGCGGAGCACUUAGAAUGCACCAACGAACUCAUACAGGGGAGAAACCAUUUAGAUGUAUUGAAUGUGGAAAGAGUUUUAGCAUAAGCGGAGCACUUAGAGUGCACCAACGAACUCAUACAGGGGAGAAACCAUUGAAAUGUGUUGAAUGUGGAAAGAGCUUCAGUCAAAGUGGAUCACUUAGAAGACAUCAACGAUCUCACACGGGGGAGAAACCAUUUAAAUGUGUUGAAUGUGGAAAGAGCUUCAGUGAUAGUGGAGCACUUAGAAGACAUCAACGAACUCACACAGAGGAAAAAUCACAUGAAUGUUUUGAAUGUGGAAAGAGCUUCAGUGAAAGUGGAAAACUUAGAAGACACCAACGAACUCACACGGGGGAGAAACCAUUUAAAUGUACUGUAUGUGGAAAGAGCUUCAGUGAUAGUGGAUCACUUAGAAUACACCAACGAACUCACACAGGGGAAAAACCAUAUAAAUGUAUUGAAUGUGGAAAGAGCUACAGUCAAAAUGGAUACCUUAGAAUACAUCAACGAAUUCACACGGGGGAGAAACCAUUUAAAUGUAUUGAAUGUGGAAAGAGUUUCAGCAAAAGUGGAGUACUUAGAGUACACCAACAAACUCACACAGGGGAGAAACCAUAUAAAUGUAUUGAAUGUGGAAAGAGCUACAGUCAAAAUGGAUACCUUAGAAUACAUCAACGAACUCACACCGGGGAGAAACCAUUUAAAUGUAUUGAAUGUGGAAAGAGUUUCAGCAAAAGUGGACACCUUAGAACACACCAACGGAUUCAUACAGGGGAGAGACCAUUUAAAUGUAUUGAAUGUGGAAAGAGUUUCAGUGAAAGUGGAUCACUUAGAAUACACCAACGAACUCACACAGGGGAGAAACCAUUUCAAUGUAUGGAUUGUGGAAAGAGCUACAGUCAAAAUGGAGCACUUAGAAGACACCAACAAACUCACACGGGGGAGAAACCAUUUGAAUGUGUGGAUUGUGGAAAGAGCUUCAGUCAAAAUGGAGCACUUAGAAGACAUCAGCGAACUCACACAGGGGAGAAACCAUUUAAAUGUAUUGAAUGUGGAAAGAGCUUUAGUUAUAGUGGAUCACUUAGAAUACACCAACGAACUCACACAGGGGAGAAACCAUUUAAAUGUAUGGAAUGUGGAAAGUGUUUCAGUGAAAGUGGACAUCUUAGAAUACACCAACGAACUCAUACAGGGGAGAAACCAUUUAAAUGUACGGAAUGUGGAAACAGCUACCGUCAAUCUGGAGCACUUAGAAUACAUCAACGAACUCACACAGGGGGAAAACCACAGAUACUUUAAUAAACUUUAAUAAACCGCAUAGGUGUUUUUUACCUUUCCUUCUAUGCUUCCUUGCAAUACUGAUAAAAUCAAAACACCCUAAUGCUUUCAGCCCCAGAAGAGGAGCUCCCCUUGGUGUCAGGGGAAGGGUCCAAGGGAGCAUCUGGAGCCCUGCCAUUCCUUCUGUCCCUGGCCCCUUCCCCUCCUCUCUCUGCCAUCCCUGGGCCACUCCUUACUCCAUAGCAGGAGACUGGAUCUGUCUGUGAUGGUGAGAUGUCCUGGCUGGUUGAAGGACCACUUCCUGUUUUCUGCAGCUCUAUCCUGCCUUCUCGUGGAAGCUGGAGUCAUGAAGCAGGCGAAGACUGAGCACACCUAAGGGUGGCGCAGGGGGUGGGUGGGAUUCUGCUUAACCUUUCCCCGUCUGCUCCUUUUCUGGAUCCAAAUCCCCACACAAAAAGGGGCAGUGUGAGGGCACAAUCAGUGUUAUGGAGCUGCACUGAAAAUCAUUGCUUUGUGACUGUAAGAGGCCCUUCUCAAAAAAAGAAGCAUCAAGAGAAUUUAAGCUACAGAAUUUAAAACAAACAGAUAAUUACAAAAAAAGAAAGCAGUCUGGUGCCACAUUGCGUAGGAGUUAGUUUAACACACUCUUCUUGGGGCUGCCUUUGAAAAGCGCUCAGAAAGUUCAAUGGCUCAAAGAGCUGCAGACACAUUACUGACCAGGGCUGGCUAUAGGCAGCAUAGGAUUCCCAUAUUUGAACAACUCCGUCUGCCUAAUUCUCUGUUUCAAUCAAUGUUUCCACAAGAAGAGGAAGAUAGAUUUGGAGUGCCGCAUUUUCAAAAAAGGUGGACACACGACAAAUUCUUUGUGGAGCUGAAAGGCAUGCCCGUGUGUCUCAUUUGUGGUGAGGCCCUCUCCGUCCUGAAGAAGGCCCACCUGCAGAGGCACUCCAGGACGAAGCACAUUCAGUACGAGGAGUUCCAAGGGCAGCUGCGCCAGGAGAAGGUCAAGGCGCUGAAAACGGACCUGUUGGGUAACCUGUGGCCCCUCCAGAUGAUGUCAAAUUGCAACUCAUGUCUUCUUCAAAUUGCAACUCACGUCCUCAAAAUGGUUCAGCCUCCACCACCUUUACUGCAGUCAACUGAAGGCAACCAACUGUGCCCUGGGCCCCCCAAUCUUUCUCACUGCCAAUGAAAACUAAUAAAUGAAUAGGAAGAGAAGCUACCCAUGUCACACUGACACAAACACCUUGCAUAUGAACUUUGUAAAAUAAUGAAAGUGUAUUCUACCCCCCCCCCCGCUUGCUCUCCCCACCUCUCAAUUCCCCAGCCUUACACUGUAUACAACAUUAAAGUCUGUCUGUCUCUGAAUUUUUAUGUUAUCCAAAGUAACAGAGUAGCUUAUAGUUAGGAAGCCAAAUAGCUAUUCUAGUUGAUAGUUCCUUUUUACAGACUAUACAGUGGCCAGACUCUUGCUAUUCAAAAGAGCUUUACUUUCAUAAUCAUAUAACUGAGAAGAAUAGAAGAGGAGUCUGUAACCUGAAGUGUAUGUAACACGAGGUACCACUGUACAAUCUUCUGCUUAUUCAAACACGCAGCCC
Podarcis muralis (Common wall lizard) is the source of this 4968-nucleotide messenger RNA. NCBI's taxonomy places the organism in Eukaryota, Metazoa, Chordata, Lepidosauria, Squamata, Lacertidae. The record is from RefSeq and is a predicted model, not a curated record.